UUCCUUCAACCCAACCCAAUCACCACGAGUAAUUCAAAAAGCAUGCCUUUCACGGUUCUUCUCAUGGACUGGACUCUUGUGUUUUCCACCACGAUAAAUAGACAGAGACCGUGGCUCUCCACUGGCACGCUCACAGCUCCGUUCUCCUUUCUAUUUAAUCAAAAGUUAAAAAAUAUCUCAGAGCCAUUUAGGACUUGACCCUAUUCCCACAUAACCAGCAUGUCUUCCUCUUCUUUGCCUUCUUUUUCCCUUCAAUCACAAUUACAGUCACUGAAAAACUCGUCUCAGCAGCUCUCCACUCGCCGACGAUCCUCCGUUGCUCCUAUCUCCGCCUCUGUAUCUGAAAAACCAUCCGUAACUAACUCACCUGUUACUGUUUCACCGACUGAAUCCACCAAACUUCCGCUUCGCAAAAUCCCCGGAGACUAUGGCCUUCCUUUUAUUGGUCCCAUCAAAGAUCGACAGGAUUAUUUCUAUAAUCAAGGCAAAGAGGAGUUUUUUAAGUCCAGGGCCCAAAAGUACCAGUCAACUGUGUUCAGAGUCAAUAUGCCACCAGGUCCUUUCAUCGCUUCUAAUCCACGCGUUGUGGUUGUGCUUGAUGGCAAGAGCUUUCCCGUUCUUUUUGAUGUAACGAAGGUCGAAAAGAAAGACCUUUUUACUGGUACUUUCAUGCCCUCCACAGACCUCACUGGCGGCUACCGAAUUCUCUCCUAUCUCGAUCCGUCUGAGACUAAGCACACUCAACUCAAGAACCUCUUGUUCUAUCUUUUGAAGUCUCGCCGGGAUUACGUAAUCCCUGAGUUCAGUUCUACCUAUAACAAACUGUUCGACGGUUUAGAGAAGGAUCUAGCAUCAAAAGGCAAAAUCGCUUUCAAUGAUCCUGGCGAAGAAGCUGCUUUUAGCUUUUUGGGUCGGUGUUAUUUUGGUGUAGAUCCCGUCGAUACAAAAGUUGGGACUGAUGGACCUAGUCUGAUUGCCAAAUGGGUACUGUUUCAGCUAGCUCCCAUACUUACCCUUGGCCUUCCGGCUUUUCUCGAAGAGCCCCUCAUCCACACCUUCCGUCUUCCGGCUUUUCUCAUCAAGAAAGACUACCAGAAACUGUAUGACUACUUCUACUCCUCCGCCGGAUCUGUGCUCGAGGAGGCCGAGAAGAUGGGCAUCUCAAAAGACGAAGCCUGUCACAAUAUUCUUUUCGCUACUUGCUUCAAUACCUUCGGUGGUAUGAAAAUCUUCUUCCCCAACAUACUCAAGUGGAUUGGGCGUGCUGGAGUCAAACUUCACACACAAUUAGCCGAAGAGAUCAGAUCAGUCCUAAAAUCCAACGGUGGAAAAAUCACUAUGGCUGCUCUGGAGCAAAUGCCAUUGAUGAAAUCUGCAGUCUACGAAGCAUUCCGUAUCGAACCGCCGGUACCCGCCCAGUACGGGAAAGCAAAACGUGACUUGAUUAUUGAAAGCCACGACGCGGCGUUUGAAGUCAAAAAAGGCGAAAUGAUAUUUGGAUUCCAACCUUUUGCGACGAAAGAUCCAAAAAUAUUCGAUCGACCGGAAGAAUACGUGCCGGACCGGUUCAUUGGCGAAGGAGAAAAGUUGUUGCAGCACGUGCUUUGGUCAAAUGGACCGGAGACUGAACAACCAACGGUCGGAAACAAACAGUGCGCAGGUAAAGACUUCGUUGUAUUUAUAUCAAGACUUUUCGUGGUGGAAUUAUUUCGACGGUAUGAUUCGUUUGAGAUCGAAGUUUCGUCAUCAACGUUGGGAUCUUCCAUCACGAUUACGUCGCUAAAAAGAGCAAGUUUUUAGGGUGCAGGGGGAAAAAAAUAAUUUGGUUAUUGAGUUGCUAUACUGAAAAAUAAAAUUAUGGAGGUUGGUGGUGUGAUAAUGUAAUAAUGGCUCCAAAAAAAAAGUUUGAAAGGUGACGUGGGAGUGGUGGAGGUUCAGUGGCUUGUUAGCUUUUUCAUUAUUUUAAGAUAUGGAAUCUUGUGUUUUUUAAUCAGAAAUAUAAAUGCUCAUCACAUUUUUAUUUUGCAAAUAAAAAUUGUUGUUUGUUUGGCGACAA
This is a messenger RNA of Jatropha curcas, 2056 nucleotides long. It is a transcript of the gene AOS, whose product is annotated as allene oxide synthase. Gene Ontology annotation, biological process: sterol metabolic process; jasmonic acid biosynthetic process. Gene Ontology annotation, molecular function: oxidoreductase activity, acting on paired donors, with incorporation or reduction of molecular oxygen; iron ion binding; monooxygenase activity. The record is from RefSeq and is a predicted model, not a curated record. NCBI's taxonomy places the organism in Eukaryota, Viridiplantae, Streptophyta, Magnoliopsida, Malpighiales, Euphorbiaceae. Gene Ontology annotation, cellular component: chloroplast thylakoid membrane; chloroplast envelope.